UUUUCCUCUCUGAAGAAGACUUGGGACUCCUGUUUCUCGGGGUGUCCCUUUCCAAGGUGGUUUUGGGGGAGAGGAGAAGAAGACUCUCGAGGAGGAGCGCGCAGGGCUGAGCUGGGACCCCUUGCUCGGCUUGGCGAGGCCUUCCUCCCGCCCAGCCCCUCUUCCUCCUCUUCCUCUUCCUCUUCCUCUUCCUCCCCGGGGGCCAUGUCCCUGCUGCCCUCCUUCGGCUUCACCCAGGAGCAAGUGGCCUGCGUCUGCGAGGUGCUGCAGCAAGGCGGCAACCUGGAGCGCCUGGGCCGCUUCCUCUGGUCGCUCCCGGCCUGCGACCACCUGCACAAGAACGAGAGCGUCCUCAAGGCCAAGGCCGUGGUGGCCUUCCACCGGGGCAACUUCCGCGAGCUCUACAAGAUCCUGGAGAGCCACCAGUUCUCGGCCCACAACCACCCCAAGCUCCAGCAGCUCUGGCUCAAGGCGCACUACAUCGAGGCCGAGAAGCUGCGCGGAAGGCCGCUGGGCGCCGUGGGCAAGUACCGCGUCCGGAGGAAGUUCCCGCUCCCGCGAACCAUCUGGGACGGCGAGGAGACCAGCUACUGCUUCAAGGAGAAGUCCCGCGGGGUCCUGCGCGAGUGGUACGCCCACAACCCCUACCCUUCGCCCCGGGAGAAGCGAGAGCUGGCCGAGGCCACCGGCCUGACCACCACCCAGGUCAGCAACUGGUUCAAGAACCGGCGGCAGCGCGACCGGGCCGCGGAGGCCAAGGAGAGGGAGAACACGGAGAACAACAGCGCCUCCACCAACAAGCCCAACCAGCUCUCCCCGCUGGGCUCCGGGGCGAAGGCGCUGCUGUCCAGCUCGGAGGAGGAGUUCUCCCCGCCGCAGAGCCCCGACCCGCAGGCCUCCUCUCUGUUGCUGCUGCAGGGGGCGGGGCUGGCCCACGCCCACGCGCGGACCCCCUCCUCGGCUUACGCCCUGCCGGCCCCGCAGCCGCCCCCGCCCCACGCUCUCCCGCCCCACCACCCGCACCAGCUCCAGGACUCGCUCCUCGGCCCGCUCACCUCCAGCCUCGUGGACCUGGGCUCAUAAUCCGGGACGCAAUCCGGGUGCGGGGCGUGUACAUAGGGGGCCUCGCGGGGAUUCCUUUGCGGGUGGGGAGGGGGUGUUUUUGUUUUGCUUUCCCAGAGUUUACCAAGCGGUUCGGAAAAAAGUGACUUUGGAAAACCACAA
Molecule: messenger RNA, 1224 nt
Organism: Anolis sagrei ordinatus
Lineage: Eukaryota; Metazoa; Chordata; Lepidosauria; Squamata; Anolidae
Product: homeobox protein SIX1-like
Biological process (GO): regulation of transcription by RNA polymerase II; skeletal muscle fiber development; regulation of skeletal muscle cell proliferation
Cellular component (GO): nucleus; transcription regulator complex
Molecular function (GO): DNA-binding transcription factor activity, RNA polymerase II-specific; RNA polymerase II cis-regulatory region sequence-specific DNA binding
Source: RefSeq, a predicted model, not a curated record